AUGUACUUCGAUCAGACUAAUUCCCGUGGAUUGAAUGCCCCGGAAAUUUAUUCCGUACUGGAUGAGAGUCGUGGAUUUCAUCGACCAGACGGUGCAGAUCGCCCAGAUGAACAUAUGUGGUUGUACGAAGAUCCACAGGGUAGAACCCAGGGUACGUUUAGCGACGCACAGAUGCACGAGUGGCUGUUGGCUGGGAUUUAUUUUACACCGACUCUGCGUAUCCGGCGUAAAUGUGACGACACUUUUUCUACGCUUGCCGAUUACACCCGAUUGUUCGGUCGCGUCCCGUUUGUGCCCAGUUUUCGCGUUCCACCUAUUCGCGGCGGAAUCACCGCGCAGUUGUUAAGUAUGGCUUCAGCCAAAUCGGGCCAUUUGCCUUCCACUGAUGUGUCCGCUUCACCAGAAUCUACUGGACAGGCCGGCCUCAGCACUGUGGCCGGGGCUGCCACAGUUGGUCUACCUUUAUCCACCGCCUUUCACGCAUCUACUCCGUCCACCACAUUGAGCUUCCCUGGCUCACUGGAGUCAGGCGCUACCUCGACUGUUGGUCGAUCACCGAUCGUUACGCUCGCCUCGCAUCGUACAGCAUAUGCACAUCGACAUGACCCCUCCGAAUAUUCAGUAAGUGCAAAAUCCACUCGUUGGUUUUCUUUUCUGUUGGUUAUCGAUUUAUAA
Echinostoma caproni is the source of this 675-nucleotide messenger RNA. The record is from the annotation of a GenBank genome assembly. NCBI's taxonomy places the organism in Eukaryota, Metazoa, Platyhelminthes, Trematoda, Plagiorchiida, Echinostomatidae.